Zerene cesonia (dogface butterfly) is the source of this 6798-nucleotide messenger RNA. It is a transcript of the gene Rif1, whose product is annotated as telomere-associated protein RIF1. Gene Ontology annotation, cellular component: nucleus. Lineage: Eukaryota; Metazoa; Arthropoda; Insecta; Lepidoptera; Pieridae. The record is from RefSeq and is a predicted model, not a curated record. The transcript has 12 exons. Gene Ontology annotation, biological process: telomere maintenance. The coding region runs from base 148 to 6510 and encodes 2120 amino acids.
UUUUGUUAUUCUCAAGUCUUGAUGUUACACGCUACUAUAAAACAUUUAAUAUAAUUUAUAGUCUUGUAAAGACAACAAUAGUUUUAAAUGUUCUUUCAGAUAUUAACCGAAUACAUAUUAUAGUGUUUGUGUUACAUUUAAACUGCCAUGCCAGAAGAACAGUGCGCAGUCGAUCUUGGGAGUAUAUUGGAUAAUUUAGAUGAUUUCACCUUAAGUACUACAAAUUACAAUGAAAUUCAAAGAGUUUUACAAACGGAAAAGCCAAUAAAAUGUUCUGACGCCGAAAAAUUGGUAUCAAUAUGUCUUCAAGAUAUAAAUGAAGAAAAUGAAAAAUAUAGUAUUAAUAGUUUGAAUAUCUUAUCAUUUCUUUUGAAUAAAAUAAAGAAAGAACAAUGUUCGCCUACUACAAAUUUAGUUUCAUCAGCACAAGGAAUACUAAGCACUCUCAAAACAGUAUCCUUCCUUCAAAACAUAGAGUCAUUGAGAUUACUAUGCUUUGAAAUUUUAUUGACAUAUCCAAAUGAAACAUUGAUUUCUUUAGCUGUGGAACAUUCAAGUGAAAUUUAUGAAAUAGUUGAAUUAUAUUGUAAUAGUCAAGCACCAACUGAAGUUAUUUUACAGCCAACAUUUUUAAUUUUACGAUUACUGAAAAUUAUGACACACAAUGAUAAAGUGAAUUUUGUUAAAAAUGGACUUGACACUUGGUUUUCAAGUCUUAUUCCAACCAUUUUCAAUUCAUCCAUGAUAUAUGUUCAUAUUGUGGAAAAUGCAUUGCUAUGUUUGGAGCUGUUGACGGAAGAUCUUGUACAUUUUGAUUAUGCUGAUAAUUCGAAAUGGCUUAUCAUACUGGAAUGUAUAUAUAUGCCACAUAAAUAUCCAUUGGUUAUGAAACGCCUUCUAGAAGAUGGAUCUGAUCACUGGCAUAGACUUUGGAUGGUAUGUGUAAAGCUGUUGAAAAAUCAAAUAACAAAAAACAUAAAUUCAGCGGUGGCUUGUCCUAUUAACUCCAUGUUGCCAGUGGUAGAGGCUGCAUUUAAAAUGGAUGUAAAAAACAGAUGUCAAGCUUUUCAGUGCUGGAAUGUCUUGAUUGACAACUUUUCCUCAGAGGCAAACGAAGUGUACAUGAAUAAAAGGAUAAAAUUGCUUUUAAUACCACUUGUAUCUAAUAAUGCUAAAGUGGAAGAAACUGCUCUUGCAAAGUUUGAUACUUGGUGGCAUUUCAUAGUCAAGUUUCACACUAUAAUGCCACAGUUUUCUGAUACAGUUUUACUGCCAUUUUUACAAUUUUGUUUUGGAAAACCAGUUGUAUCUAAUAAACCAACAAUCAUUCCUGGAUUACUCUCUGAAGAAACAAAGAAGUUAACGCUUCAAUGUUUUGCAAACAUAUUUGCACAUUAUAAUUGCACAGGUUGUGUAGACAUGCCAAAAUUGGAAAACAAAUUAAUAACAACCACACACCUGGUAACAAAUUGGAAGCAUUGGUUAAAUGCUCUCAGUGUGGUGAUAAAAAUUGGAUCUGAUAGUGGUGAUAAAAUUUUAAUAAAGCAAACAAAGUGUGCUUGGAAGUCAUUUGUUGCUAUAGUUGGUGAAUUGCCUGAGAAUAAUGUAAGAAAAGAUUUUUUCAUUGAGCUUCUAGCAAUGUUACAGAAAUCAUUACAGGAUUGCCAAGCACAAACUUCUGAAAUUGUUAUAAAUGUUUUAUUACCAGCAUUGUUUGAGGAAGAUGAACAUAUCAAACCAUUACUAAAAAUGAACUCUGAGCAAGGAGCCACAAUAUUAAAAAUCUUUUCAAUAUUAAGUGAUCAAUCAAAUAACAAUUUUUAUUCCAGGUGUGAUGUUGAUGAAACAAUCACUUGUGUGAGGUCAAGUACAGAUUAUUUAAUACAAGUGUCAAUUAAGACAUCUACAUUCAUAAUGGAAAGCAUUAUCAAAGAUUUGCCAACUACAGAAAGUAGUCUUAUUUUGUGGACAGCUAUUGUUGAGUCCAUACUGAAGUUUGAAUUCAAUGUCUGUGUUAGAGUUUUAUUUAACAUGGUUUUGUGGCCUCUAAAGAUGAAUUUACAAUCAAAUGUGAAUAGAUAUAUCUCAACAUGGCAAACAAUGUAUGACUAUGUUAGCACCAAAGUAACAACCACAAGUAUAAAUGAUGAAAUUUUACAAUUUUUUGCUGCAAAUAAAGGUACUAAUACAAUAUUUAGCUUGAUUGCUAUUGUGGCCAUGGUAGGACAAGUCUUAGUAAAAGAUAAAGAUAUGAAAUUUGAGAAAAAGAUUGAACUUAUACUGAAGCAUUUACAAAAACAAGUUGAUAAUCAUAAACAUAUCCAGCCAGUGUAUAUGCAGUUGCUACAACAUGUUGCUUUGAUAUUAAAUAGAUUAACAAACACUGCAAGUGUUGCUUGUGCUAAACAUUUGUUUUUAAUAAUCAAUAAAAUUCUAAAAUUCACACCAAACAUAAUAAAUGAGGAUAUAAAAGAGAAAAAGCACAUUUUUACCUGUUUAGAAAAAGUGAUAACAAGUAUUGAUUUAAUUUUUAAAAUGGAUGCCUAUUCCAAACUUAAUAUGCUUAUUUUUGAAGGAAUAAAAGAAAGUGCUCCUGUUUUAAUUAAAAAUAUGGAGAAUAAAAUAGAUGUCAUAUCUAUUUUAAAUACAUAUGAAAAUAAAGAUUCUGAUAUUAAGCAACUUGUCGAAAAUUUAACUGUUAAAGAAAAAAAAUCAGAGGAAAAUAAAUUAGCCAUUCAUUCUUUUACAACUCCUAAUAAUAGGCAAACCACUAAGAAAACCACGAAAAAAGAACUUAGUAUUGUAAAUACAAUUGUAGAAAAUGGUGAAGAAUUUGUUGUUGUCAAAUCCAACUGGAAGUUCAAUCCGAAAAAAUUAACUGAUAAUCAAAAGGAAAAGCUUCAAAGAAAACGCGAAGACAUUCCUGCAUUAUAUCAAGAUUUGUCACAGUCUCAAGAUGAAUUUAAGCUAAAUGCUUGGAAGUCUGAAUCAAAUGAUGCUAAUUCAUCCAGCAAGUCUACUAGUGUAUCAACUUGUGAAGAUGUACCUACAGUCCUUAGGAAUAUUCCCAACCAAGAUAUUACGCCUAAAAUAAUGGAAAAUAUUUCAAAAUGUGAUGGCAAUAAUCCUAUUGCAGAUGAAAAAAAUAACCUUGAAAAUAUAAUUACAAUCCCUAAAGAAUCCACUCCAAAUACUUUACAACCUUCAUUAACCAAAGAUACAAAAUCCCCUCGAAUGGCUUUGAAAGAUCGAGUAUUUCGUAAUGUUAGAAAUUUAAUAGAAAAGUCAAAUUUAAAUGAAGAAAAUGGAGCUACGGCCAGCAUAAGUGAAAAUGGAUCCAAGACGCCUUUGGGAGCAAAGAUAACAGUGAAGGCCAAUAUUAUUAAUUCUGCACCUUCACAACUCAACUGUUCACGACCUUCACGUAAUAAGAGACCACCUAAGAAGUUUGAUGAUUCUGAAAUAUUUUCCAUAAAAAGAAGGCGUCCCUCUCUUGGUCAACAAGAUGCUGAAGAAUCAGAUCAAAUCAUUUCUAGUGAUGAAACAAAUAAAGUCAAUAAUGAUAAACCUAGUAUUAACAGAAUACUACCAGCCGAUAUUCAAAUAGAAAAAUCUGAUAUAACAUUAAAAUUGGAUAGUAAAGACGCUGACAACGCAACGAAGACGCUACAAAAAAUUGAGGAACAAUCGGCAAUUGAAUCGACUAUAGAAAAAUCUCAUAUUGAUGAGUCCAAAAUGUUAAUAAAUAAUAAUUUAUUAAAUUCUAAUGAUCAUAAUGUUGAAGAGACAAUAGACACAGAUGCAAGCACGCCUAAAGUUGAUAUAAGUACACCUUCAGAAACAAAAGUUACUGACAUGAAAAACGACAUCAGUACACCAAAAUCGUCAACUAGAAAACCUCUGUCGAAAAAAUCUCGAAUUGAAAAAGAGUUAGCUAUAGAUAUGGUAGAGGGGCAUCCGUUUUUAAAUGCAAAGUCUGAGAAACGUUUAACCCGUAAAGCAAUAUCCAACUCUCCAUCUACUAGAAAAAAAACUACUGCAAACAGUAACAGUAAAACAAAAUCAGAUGAGUUGAAGGUACAAAAAGAGGACAGUCAAAGUAAGAAUGAUAAAACAAAUAUUUCUCUCGAUGAAACCCAAUCUGAAAAUAUAGACAUUACAGCAUCUCAAGAUAUCAUUGAAAGUUCUCAAGAUUCUUCAGUCACAACUAUUUCAGUUAGAUCAACAAAAAAUAGUUCUAAAAAAGGUCCUAUUGUGAUAUUGGACCAAAUUAAUAAUAGUGAUAACACUGACGCAAAAAACCAAGACGAUAUGAAUGUUUUUUUGCAAUCUAAGAAACUGGGAAAAUUAGAGAAGGGAAAUGAUUUGACAAAUAGUAAUGAUAGAGAUGACACUGUUCUUCCUCAAAAUAAAACUGCUGAGGAACAAAGUACUAUUAUUGAUUUAACGGAGAAUAUGGACACUGAACCCAUGGAAAUUAAUGAUGACGACAUCUGUGGAAUAUCUGACAAGCAAAUAGUUGAGAUAAAAAAUGAUGAGUUAUGUAUGGAUGUUGAUUCACAAGGUGUAGCUAGUGCUGACACUCAACCACUCGACCCUAAUUUUGUCUUGGAUACUGAUGAGACAGCAGUGAAAGGAACACCUGAAAUAUGUUUAAACAAUAAUGCCGAUAACAGCAAUAUACUAGUACCAAAUGGCAUGAUGAGUGAUAUUUCAAUAUAUACGGUCACUGAUAAUGAUGCUACAAAUGCUUCAAUAACUACUUCAAAUGAGACUACUAAAACAAUAACCGAAUUAACAGUUUGUAAAUCUAGCCAAGAGGAGGCAGCUUCUUCGCCACUUAAAGAUGAUGAGCAGAGAAAGAAAGAUUUUCUCAAUAAUAUUUUGGAAAUAUCUCCAAUAAAAAUAUUGAGUCCUGUCAGAGACGAAAGAACGCCGUCACCAGAAACCAGCAAUGACUAUGUUGUUAUAAAACUUUGUUCGCCGGUACAUUGUAAUGGGGAACCAAUAGAGAAAUGUAAUUCACCAGAAAUAUUUACUGAAGAUAAAGUGUCUCCCGACAAGAGAGACUUAUCGCCUCCCAGAGAAGAAAUAACAGCAACGAAUACAAGUCCUAGUUCAUUAUCAUUGAAGAAAAAUAGACCCCAAGUACGUUCGGGAGGAAGGGGAGCACAAAUGUUAGGGCUUUGUGUUCCAGAUAGAUUACAGAAAAUUAAUACUUCUGAGAAAAUGGCAGAUUGUGAUGAAAUAAAAAAAGCUACUCCUAUUAAUACUACAGCUAGGAGAAAUUUAAGAAUAUUAUACAAUACAACUGAAAGUCUUGAAGCCACAGAUGACAAUGAAGAUAGCGAUAAUUUUCUUAAAUUUAAGCGAAAUCUUCCCACUACUGACUGCAGCCCUUCUGGUCCUAUAUUAAAACGAAAAUUAGCUGACAUUGCUGAUGAAGCAACUCCAUCACCUGUUAGUAAGCGAAAACGCGUAAGCUUUCAUGACCCACCCGUAUCAACAACAGUUUGUGUAAAGAAAUACAUUGAACCUUGUGGGGUUAGGUCACCACAGAAUUCAGCUAGCAAACGACAAGAAAGACAAUUGCGAAUCCAAAAUCAAACUCCAAAGUCACAGAGGAGACUUGACAAAGCCUUAACUAAGACUAUAGAAAGUUUCGUUACCGAAAAUUCUAGUGAGGACACACAGAUGAGUUCAAUAGAACCAACACCUGUGAUUGAAGUUGUUAAAACAAGUGAUCUUAAUGACACUGAUCCAAUAUGCCCUGAAUUAAUAAACUGCAAAGACUCAAUUGAAAAUAUUGCAACUGAAUUGUCAUCACCUGCAAUGAAAUCAUUACUAGUUAAAGAAUUUGAAGGUAAAAUCGAAACUAUCGGCGACCUUGCUAAGAUGACGGAACUUGAGGUAAACAGGCUAUGUAUUAAGGCACCUAAAGUACAAACUGUAAAGAAUGUACUAUGUACAUACAUGCCAAAAAAAGAUGCUAAUAUACCUGAUUCUGUAAUUAUUGCGGAUGAAGAAGCAAUAGUUAAUACUGAAGAUGACUUAAAGACUCCUAAUUCGGAAAUUGUUGAUGUGAUGCCUGAAAAAAGGAGUAUAGUUUCUGACAGUGUUGAAAUACAAACAGACAUGUUGGAUGUCUCAUCUAAUAGUACACAAACAAAUAUUAUGGAACAAUUAGACAGUUGUAUACAGACUGAUAUGGGAACCUUGAUUUAUGAAACUGACAUCCCAUCACACCUAAAUGAAAGACACGGUAUUUUGGAAAAAUUGGACGAUAAAGUGUUUGAAACACUCACUGACACAUUUGUAGAAAGAUUACCGUUAGGUAAAUCCUGCCAUAUAAUCGAUAAAAUAGUUCAAAGACACUGUGAAAAUGAUACUGACUCAUCUGAAGACAAAAGGUUCUCUUUUUUGCAACAAUAUUUAUUCGAUAAAUUUGAAACAAGAGAUUUGAUGCUAUUUUGUAGUGGGUUGUUAAAGAAAGUGUAUGAUAAGUGUUGAUAUGCAUGAUUUACAAAAAGGAAAUGUAUUUUAUUAAGAAGGUAAAUGUCAAGAAGGCCUAGGGAAUCCACUUCUCUUUUUCAUAAGGUGAACUUACAAAACAAUGUGUUUUUUCUUAUUAUGAAAUGGAUUACAUUAUUCUUAUAAUCAUUCUGAAUCUAAAUAAUUGUCUUAAUUGGCUCUAAAUAAAACACAUUUUAAAACUAAGAUUAUUUAAUACAAAACAAAUCAAAUAUUUACAGUAUUCAGUCAUGAGCUGUGGUAGUACCACUAAAAAAUCAUACAUGC